Messenger RNA from Acanthisitta chloris (rifleman), 1431 nucleotides. RefSeq names its product zinc finger protein 277 (gene ZNF277). The coding region runs from base 130 to 1272 and encodes 380 amino acids. The record is from RefSeq and is a predicted model, not a curated record. The transcript is spliced from 11 exons. Lineage: Eukaryota; Metazoa; Chordata; Aves; Passeriformes; Acanthisittidae.
AUUUUGGAGCCUCUGUCUCUGCCAGAAAGUCCAGGUGGUGUUGCUGCUGUAGAAAGUUCUCCCUAUGUGCCUUGUAUUUUCUGCGGAGAAUGCCAUCUCCUAGCAGAACAAAGCCAGCUCCUGAAGCACAUGAUUAUUGAACACAAGCUCAUCAUAGCAGAUGUGAAACUGGUUGCAGAUUUUAGAAGCUACAUCUUGUACUGGAAGAGGAGAUUUGCAGAACAGCCUAUCACAGACUUUUGUAGUGUGAUAAGAACAAAUUCGGAAGCUCCAUUAGAAGAACAGGACAAUUAUUUUCUUCUAUGUGAUGCUUUGCCAGAAGACAGAUUACUUAGAGAGCAGCUUCAGCAAAAGAGACUGAGAGAAAUUCUAGAACAGCAACAGCAGGAGAGAUAUGACACAAGUUUUCGUAGUAUGUGUAUGUUCUGUGAUCAAGAAUUCACAGGAAACAGAUCUGUCCUUCUCAAUCAUAUGGCAAGAGAACAUGCUUUUAACAUUGGGCUGCCAGAUAACAUUGUGAAUUGCUGUGAGUUUUUGGCUGUAUUACAGGAGAAGCUAGACAAUUUGCAGUGUUUAUACUGUGAAAAAUUCUUUAGAGACAAAAACACACUUAAAGAUCACAUGAGAAAAAAGCAGCAUCGCAGAAUUAAUGCCAAAAACAAAGAAUAUGACAAAUUUUAUAUCAUUAAUUACUUGGAAUUUGGAAAGUCCUGGGAGGAAGUGCAGUCAGAGGACGACCGGGAAUUACUUGAUAACCUAGAAGAAGACUGGUCUGACUGGGAAGAGCAUCCUGUAUGUGCAGUUUGCCUGUUCUGUGAACAACAAGCAGACACUACAGAAAAACUGUAUGUUCACAUGCAGAAAUCACAUGGAUUUGACUUUCCUAAAAUAAAGUCAGAGCACGGUCUGAACUUCUAUCAGCAAGUGAAGCUAGUGAACUUCGUCAGAAGAGAAAUCCAUCAUCGUCGUUGCUACAACUGCCAGGAGAAAUUUCAGUCCAAAGGAGAAUUGAUAAAUCAUAUGGAAGAGACCAAACACAUUACAUUCCUGCCAGCCAGGUCUACAUGGGAUCAACCACAGUAUUAUUUUCCUACCUAUGAAAAUGAUACACUCCUGUGCACUCUGACAGACAGUGAAGAUGUGAUAACUGAGGAUCAAAGUGAAGAAGUCCCUGUUGUAAGUGAAGAUAUAGCCAAUCUAAAAGCUCUCAAGCAGAGCAGUAUUUUAAACCAGCUCCUGUGUAAAGAGAACAAAAGUCAGAAGAAAUUUUGACCUUGAAGGACAGUUGUUGACUUUUGAGUGUUUCUUCUUCAAGACAAAAACAAUACAUUCUUACACUAAUAUUGGAAUACAGUUUAACUAUUACAUAUUAUUAGCACUGGGCAAAUAUUGUAUGAAAGUGAAUGCUAAAUAAAAUUUGUGUUUGAACUU